CAAAGGAGUGAAAGGAAACCUCGGAUGCUGAAAAGCGGGAGGUUGGGUCGACUCGACCGAAAAGUUUCACAUUUAAAAUUAUCUGAGACAUUUAUUCAGCAUAUUUUUGUUUAGUUUUUUUAUUUAGAAUAGCAGAGAACAUACCUCGUAGCUGGUUAUUGACUGAAAACAAAUAUUUUAUUUAUCAGGUUGUCUUGCUGUCUAUCCAGCCAGUCAGUUAGCUAGCAAAUCAAGGGGCGCGAGAGCAGCAUCCGAACGACGCACUAGCAUCCGUUGUCGCUCACGCACGUCAUAUUGGAGCCUUGUAGCCUCCGUGCGCGAGGGAAUAUUUUGGCAGUUUGGCAAUAUUUGGCACAGAUAAGAAGCCUCCAGGUACGAAGGUUGGCUAUUACGGUUUUACGGAUUGACUGGUCCCGCAGGCGUGCCUUGCUUGUGUCGUCGUGUCUAAGGAGACAACAGCGACUGAGGCAGUGAUUACAUUACUUGUACUUACUGUAGGGGGUCUGUAAGCGCAUCUGUCAUGGCGCUUUUGAUUUUAUCAUGGAAACAUAACUUAUUCUGGCUGAAUUGUUAGAGCUUCGUAACAUUACAAACCUGAUUUGUUCCUGACUAUAAGCUGUUACUAUUAUGCUCAGUUCUUGCUGUUUUGCUACAUUGCUCUCGUUGUUAUUAGAUACUCCCAGCACACCCAUGUCUGUCUGCGGGGCCUCCAUAGUUAGCAAGCGCUGUUGUCUCCAUCACCUCCAUCACCACCCGUUUGGCAGACCGCAGCAGGACUGAUACUUGGAAAUCAACUUCAACAACUGUCACUGGCAUGCUCGAAAAAAACAUACUGCCGUCUCAGUACUGGGUUUUCAGUGAUCAGCUUUAUUCAUGCAACGCUACUCGAACUACAAUCCCAAAACUUAAUUUUAUAUGUCAGUAAUGAUCACUUGCCAAACAGUUUUUGAAACAUAUGACCUUACCUUUCAAUUCAGGGAGAAAUAAUUUAAAUAUAAAUGUGCCCUUUAGCGGAUAUGCAUAGAUCCAAACAGUGUGAUUCCAGUCCAGAACUGACAGUUUCUCCUGAUUUAGUCUCCACUCAGGCCCGUUUGGGUUCCGAACAGGGUUUGCUUCAGUGUCAUCCACCCUGAACUCCAAAGUGGAAUUAGCAUAAGAGUUCCAGAAGCCUAAUUUAAUACCCUACCUGUCCAGGUGACCUUGUUCGGGCCUUAUUCAUGGACAUAGCUAUUACUUUGUGUGUUAACGUCUACUGUGUUGUGUCUGAUAGGAUGAGCGGUGAUGAGAUGAACCCGGCAGCGGUGGCACAAGCUGUGGUUGACGUACAGGGAGAUGAUCGCUGGAUGUCCCAGCACACGCGGUUUGUUCUUGAGUGUAAGGAUGCCGAGCCAGAGGUGCUGUUUAUAGGAGACUCCAUGGUGCAGCUGAUGCAGCAGUAUGAGGUCUGGCGGGAGCUCUUCUCUCCUCUACAUGCACUGAACUUUGGCAUCGGGGGAGACACCACGUGUAAUGUGCUGUGGAGGCUGCAGAAUGGAGAACUGGACAACAUCUGGCCCAAGGUGGCCGUAGUCUGGGUAGGAACCAACAACUAUGAGCACUCUGCGGAACAGGUGGCCGGGGGCAUCUUUGCCAUCGCACAGCUACUCACCUCCCGUCUUCCUAAGACUAAGGUUGUCGUUUUGGGUCUGUUGGCGAGAGGCGAGCGGCCCAACCCGCUGCGGGAGAAGAACGCGGCGGUGAACGGCCUCCUGCGCUCCUUGCUGCCGCAGCUGGGACAGGCCCAGUUCCUGGAUGUGGGAGAGGGCUUUGUGCACUCGGACGGGACCAUCUCCACCCGGGACAUGUUUGACUUCCUGCACCUGACGUCUGCAGGCUACCGGGCUAUCGCCAAGCCCCUCAGCGACCUGCUCCUGCAGAUUCUGGAGGAGACGCCUGAGGAGAGGAGGGCUUCGCUGGUCUGACAUCCCCACACAGCCGGGGGCUUUACUGACCCACUCUGACCCUGCUCCAAACCACUGAUCCUUAUUCACACCCGUUGUCCUCCAUCUAAUGGUUGAGGACAGGAUUAGGCGGAGGGCGGUCUGAUCCUAGAUCUGUGGUUUGGGGUGGCCUGUACUGGGAACAGGGGGUGGGGUAGGUGUGGGGGUGGGGGGGACGGGCUCCUGUCAGUGGGGAAGGAGUCAACUGAAGAUAUGUCACUCACAGGAGAGGGCGGGGCCAAGCAGAGAUGGGGCUCCUGGGUGUGGAACAGACAUGGCAGGAGGGGAGUGCAUGGGAUCGUGUGUCUGUGUGUUUGUGGGGGGGGGGGGGGGGGGGGGGGGGGCUGACGGUGUGGAGAGGUGGAGGAGAGAGACCUCACAAUUUCCAGAGACAUCUGUACUGUAGCAACAGCACUAGCACUGGAGUCUGAGGUUUAGAGAGGGCUGGGUCAUUUAAUGGCCAGUGGCCAGGGUUGCAAGGAUCCUUUGGAAAUGUAAUCCCUUACAUUUACUAGUAACCUGUUCAAAAAUCAGUAUAUUCACUUUUAAAUUACCCAAACACAGUAAUAAUCUGAUGAAAUCUGUUAAUUUCAGAGAUUUUUUCUAUUAAGGAGAGGACAUUAGGAGACGACAAUAAAUAUGAGCAAUUGAACAACAUCUGUUACAACAUCAAUCAAUGCCACGCCCCGCUGAAUGGAACAUAACUGUUGCAUCAAUCUAGUACCUCUAGUGUCUCUUGUUUCUGAAAUAUCAUAAUGUUAACGGGGUAAAUAUGCUAAUGAUGUGAGGUUUGUUUUGGGAAUGACUAACCCAAUGCUUGCUGCAUUCAAACGGAUAAUACAAUAUAUCUUCACAUUAAAGUCUGUCAGAUUUCCAGUCGGUCCUAUUGAUUGAAUGCACAUUGAUCUUCAAGUAUUUGGCCUGGAAAUGUUGAUGUAUUAUUCUUCUGAACAUAACCCCAAAACGAAAAACGAGUCGGCCUAUUCUGUUUUUGUUUUCUGUUGUUGAGGACAAUAGGGCCCAUUGCUUCAACCGUUGUGUAGAGCAGCAGCGUGAUUCAUUGAAGGCCAAGAGAUGUAUGUAGCCUUGUGGUCUGUACCUGGCACCAGAGACUGGAAAAAACGGCUUGACCUGGAAAAAAGUGCUUCUGGUUACUAUUAUAUGUACCCACCUUUAAGCACAAUUGUUGAUUACUUGUCAACAAUGAAGCAUUUAACUUUAGUUAGGGAAGUACCGACAAGAUGUUUUUAAGAAGUCCAUGUAUUUCAGUACCGUAGGCAGAAGUAAUCAUCUACUUCCUGUUAUGUUAUCAGAUGACAAUGUAUCUGCUGGUAACAUUACGGAUUACAGUCAUUUUCUUUACUGGUUAUCCCAACCCUUCCAAUGCCACUUACGUACUGUAAAAUAAAAUCCUAGAGAGAUGCACUGUGUACUGUAGAAUAAAAUCCUAGAGAGAUGCACUGUGAACUGUAGAAUGUGGGCUGGGCCAGGUGAAAGAUUAAGUUGCUUCUUAGUGGAGCACAGCUUAGAAGCUCUGUUAUCAGCACCCCUGUAUGUUCUGUGAUUAGAGGUCCUGAACGGUGCAGUGGUGUAAGUCCAGUGCUCAGCAGUGUUUGGCGAAGGGUGGGUAGGGAUGUCUGGAUGCUUUAACACUGGCCACUCCUUGCCGUGGUUCAGGGCCCUGCAAGCUCUGUUCUGGUUCAGAGAACUAUGAUCAGAAGCACAGGGGAUUGUCAAGAUUUGCUUUGGAAGACAUGUUCUGAAAAGCUCCCAAAUUGCACUCUGCGGUGGACAUAAUCACAGAUUAGCUGUCAGGAAAUUGGGACCAGAAGAAAAUGAGUGUAAAAUUAAAGAGAAAUGCCAAAUUUCUUUAAAGUUCCUAACUGCCAUCCGAGGACCAACUACAAAGUGUUUUCUGCUCCUUGCUCUCUCUGUGCCUUGACACAACAGUGAGGUCAAGCUUCCCCCCCACACCAGCCUGCAAACACUGGCUCUUUCCCUUACACAUAGAAAACUCUAACCCCUGUGCUCUGUCCCUUACCCAUAGAAAACUCUAACCCCUGUGCUCUCUCCCUUACACAUAGAAAACUCUAACCCCUGUGCUCUGUCCCUUACCCAUAGAAAACUCUAACCCCUGUGCUCUCUCCCUUACACAUAGAAAACUCUAACCCCUGUGCUCUGUCCCUUACCCAUAGAAAACUCUAACCCCUGUGCUCUGUCCCUUACACAUAGAAAACUCUAACCCCUGUGCUCUGUCCCUUACCCAUAGAAAACUCUAACCCCUGUGCCCUGUCCCUUACCCAUAGAAAACUCUAACCCCUGUGCCCUGUCCCUUACCCAUAGAAAACUCUAACCCCUGUGCUCUCUCCCUUAUACAUAGAAAACUCUAACCCCUGUGCUCUCUCCCUUACACAUAGAAAACUCUAACCCCUGUGCUCUGUCCCUUACCCAUAGAAAACUCUAACCCCUGUGCUCUGUCCCUUACCCAUAGAAAACUCUAACCCCUGUGCUCUGUCCCUUACCCAUAGAAAACUCUAACCCCUGUGCUCUGUCCCUUACCCAUAGAAAACUCUAACCCCUGUGCUCUGUCCCUUACCCAUAGAAAACUCUAACCCCUGUGCUCUGUCCCUUACCCAUAGAAAACUCUAACCCCUGUGCUCUGUCCCUUACCCAUAGAAAACUCUAACCCCUGUGCUCUCUCCCUUACACUGAAAUACCUGCUCAGUCUGGCCCGCUCUGUCAUCAUCUGUUCUCAUGUAGUAUCCUGUGUGUAGUAUACAGAACACCCAGUCCCUGUCCACACUACAACCUGCCUCCUAGUUUUCACUGGACGUCUUACACAGCAUCAUGAUAAAGCUACCGACACAGAACUACAUUAAUGUACUAGUCUAUUAAAAGCCCAACCACAGGUCACAUAGAGAAUGACGUGUUUGUGGCCUUUCAUUUGUUUUUUGUUUUGUUCCUGUUGCAGUUUAACUUAAGUGGUUACCAAGGUCCUCUUGCUGAGCAUUGAAUGCUCUCAUCUUACUACCCUCUGUAUUCAUAUUCUUCUUGCGCUCUGUCAAUAUACAUCUCCUUCACUGUUGAAGUGUGUCUGCAUGUGUGUGACUGAAGUCUGUUUGAGAGUGUGCAUUGGUUGUAUGACUGUUUAGAAGUGACCCAUUUGUACAUAAUACAUACAUAUAUAUAUAUAUAUAUAUAUAUAUAUACAUACAUAUAUAUAUAUAUAUAUAUAUAUAUAUAUAUUUGAAGCUUGGAUAGAUUACCUUGUGUUGCGAAUGUGGUAAUGUUUGUAUGAGAAUUCAUGUUAGUGAGAAUCUGUUCUUGGUGCAAAGUGGAUUACAUUUGGCUUAUUGUCACAUGCUUAAAAGAUAAAGCAUUCCAAUAAAGGACCAUGGAUGUAAAUCA
This is a messenger RNA of Esox lucius (northern pike), 5387 nucleotides long. RefSeq names its product platelet-activating factor acetylhydrolase 1b, catalytic subunit 2 (gene pafah1b2). The record is from RefSeq and is a predicted model, not a curated record. Bases 1218 to 1961 code for a protein of 247 amino acids. The transcript has 5 exons. Lineage: Eukaryota; Metazoa; Chordata; Actinopteri; Esociformes; Esocidae.